AUGGUCUCUGAUGAGACGAAGGUAAGGCUAGAAUGGCUCGGAGAUUGCCCGGACGAGCCCCGAACCACAUUCGGCGUUCCAUGGCCACGAGGAAAAUAUUAUCCUGGUCGGACAUCCUUCGCUCUUAGCGACGGGAACGGUCAGUUAACACCGCUACAAUCCUGGGUCAAUGCGUACUGGCCAGACGGGUCAGUGAAAUGGACCGGGCAUUCUAUUUCCUCGGAGGAGAGCGUUCCAAGCGGACACUUUAUCAAGGCGAUCGGAGCAAAAGAACAUGUGGACCUGUCUACUGGAUUUCAGAUUCGACAUGACAAAACCGCUAAAGAAAUCUAUGUUGACACUGGAAAAGUGUCCGCCACUUUCCCCACUGAAGGUCCGAUUGUGAUAGAACAAAUCACAAAUAGCAAUGGUAAUGUUGUUGGAUCGCAGGGAAGACUGAUAUUACUCUCUCAGUCUGACCAGUCCAUCAAUUCCGAAUUCCAUGGCUCGGUUGAAGACGUGACCAUCGAGCAGGAGGGUCCUAUCAGAGCAAUCGUGGCAGUCAGAGGAAGACAUGGAAUUCCUGCUGCUGCAGACUCUUCUACCCAGGCCUCAUGGCUUCCAUUCAUCCUGCGCUUUUACUUUUAUCGGCGAUCUGAAGAGAUCCGCAUUGUCCAUACCGUCAUUUACGACGGCGAUCCCCAAAAGGUCUUUAUCCGGGGUAUUGCGAUUCGAUUUGAUGUCCCUCUUGGCAAUGAAUUGCCUUUUAAUAGGCAUGUGCGCUUUGCUGGAGUAAGCGAUGGGUUAUUGGGCGAGUCCGUUCAAGGAAUCACAGGUCUUUGGAAAGAUCCCGGUCAGCAUAUCAGGUCUGCUCAAGUGCAUGGCCAGACUCUACCGCCAAAAGAGACAUGGGACAAUCAAGUUGGAGAGUAUGUGAAGUGGGUUCUUUGCUGGAACGAUUACACCCUGAAUCAACUGUCUCCCGACGGAUACAUGAUGAAAAAGCGAACCGCCCGUGGAUAUAGUUGGGUCAAUAUCCCUGGAGGGACCCGUGCCAAUGGGCUCGCGUAUCUCGGCAGUGCGACCCAUGGUGGCCUCGCGAUUGGAAUGAGGUUUUUCUGGGAGAGGUAUCCAACAGGAUUAGAUAUUCGAAACGCGGGUACGCCAACAGGGCAGGUCACACUAUGGCUUUAUUCUCCGUUAGCAGAGAAGAUGGAUUUGCGUCCCUAUCAUGACGGGCUCGGGCAGGAGACAUACGAUGACCAGCUGGACGCACUACGCGUCACAUAUGAAGAUUGGGAGAAGAAUAAAGGGUCGCCGUAUGGGAUUGCGCGCACAAAUGAACUAUCCAUCUUCGCUUUCAACCGGACACCUUCCUCCAAGCAGCUUUCUAAAGUUGUGAAGCUUCUACGAGAACAUCCGGUCUUAAUUCCUGACAGAGCACACGUCCUAUCUACCAAAGCGCUAGGCACAUACUGGGCGCCCGAAACUACAUCCCCCAGUCGAAGUCCUUCUCAAACAGCUAUCGCGCACAACCUUGACUUUCUUCUUUCCUACUAUGUAACCCAGAUUACGGAGCGCCGAUGGUACGGCUUCUGGGAUCACGGCGACAUUAUGCACACGUACGACAGGGACCGACACGCCUGGCGAUAUGACGUUGGAGGCUACGCAUGGGAUAACUCCGAGCUUUCCCCGGAUCUCUUCUUUUGGCUCUAUUUUCUACACACUGGAAGAGAAGACGUCUACCGGCUAGCCGAGACACUAACUAGACACACCUCCGAGGUCGAUGCAUAUCACAUAGGGCCGUGGGAAGGUCUUGGGACGCGACACGGUGUACAGCACUGGAGUGACAGUUGCAAGCAGGCACGCGUGUCAAGUGCAAUUUACAAGAGGGUGUUUUAUUAUAUAACGGGGGGCGAUGAACGCACGGGAGAGCUGCUGAACGAGACGUUGAAUGCCGGCAAGACGCUGUUGACUUUGGACCCCUAUCGCAAGGUCCGCCCGGAUAAAUCAUAUAUCGCAUCUGCGGAUGCCGUGACGAUUUCGCUUGGGACCGACUGGUCCGCAUUUGCUGCAGCGUGGUUCACCGCGUGGGAGAGACGCAUCCCGAACUGGGAAGAUUCGUUCCAGAAGCUUCGUCUCUCCAUGCAGGGAAUUAGCAAUCUACAGAAUGGUUUUGUCACCGGCACCGUGCUCUAUAAUAUCAACACCGGUGAUGUCCUGCCCCCUUCACAUGACUCGAAUGAUACCGGAGUUGUUAAGGUGUCCCAUCUUUCUGCUAUGUUCGGGUUAUUCGAAAUUUGCGCCGAGAUCAUCGACUCUUUUGGAGACACGCUGCCACUUGGUUUUCAGUCCGCAUGGAUAGAUUAUUGUCGGUUCUUCAACGCAAGCCCCGAAGAGCAAAGAGCCAGAUAUGGUGUUGAUUUUGGAUCGCUGAUCCUGCGUCAGGGACAUUCACGGCUAACUGCUUAUGCGGCGAGGACGCUACAUGAUGCAGGGAUUGCAAGGCGGGCGUGGAGAGAGUUUUAUACUGGAGAUGGCUAUGCGGCAGAUGCGCCGUGGAAGAGUGAGCUGGUGCAUGGGAGUCAGGUUCCUGUUCCCGUGCAGGAGGCUGGAUGGGUGUCGACGAAUAUUUCCGCGCUGUACGGAUUGGCGGCGAUUCAAAAUUUGGCUCUGAUUGGGGAUCCUCUGUCAAGCUCGAGUGGAGAUGAUUGACCACUUCUACUUGCAUUGCUUCGAGGUCCAGAACUCAUGAUGGUGAGCCCAACUCUUCUUUUGGGGGUUUU
Messenger RNA from Aspergillus melleus, 2765 nucleotides. RefSeq lists its product as uncharacterized. The transcript has a single exon. Bases 1 to 2694 code for a protein of 897 amino acids. The record is from RefSeq and is a predicted model, not a curated record. NCBI's taxonomy places the organism in Eukaryota, Fungi, Ascomycota, Eurotiomycetes, Eurotiales, Aspergillaceae.